Molecule: messenger RNA, 1190 nt
Organism: Sclerotinia trifoliorum
Lineage: Eukaryota; Fungi; Ascomycota; Leotiomycetes; Helotiales; Sclerotiniaceae
Source: the annotation of a GenBank genome assembly
GCUAAAGUCAUAGUUGAUUACUGAUUAUAUAUAUUUUCAUAUCCUUCGCGAAUUCCGUUGCAUAGACAAACUUCACCUCAAUAACAAAUUUCCUGACAAGCUUCGAAUUUACACAAAAAGAACUCACACACAAAAAUAAGUCUAAAUAGAGAAUGCCAAUUUCCGCCCCAAUUUGGUACUCGCCUCCUUCCCCAAUUCCUUUGACAUUUGAUCAAGACGCAUUGUGUGACUUGGGUACCAAUGCAUUCGAAUCUGCUUUUCCAUAUGUAUGUUCAAUCCUUGAGCCGCUUCAAUUUAAGACGUUAACACGACGACCAGGCAACCUGUACGAUCCCACAAACGGAAAGUAUAUAUACUAUAGCGCCAUAUCCAAGUCCAUAUCUUGAUACCAUCGAUACUUCUAUGGUUCCAGAAUUGGAUCAAAGCAUUUCGACAGAGAAUAGUAGAGCAAGUUUUGAAUCGGAAAGGAAUGAGAUGAAUGAGGAGAUGUCAGUUGAGACGGUAAGAGCUUAUAAUAAUUCCUUAGAUUGAGGCAAAUUCUGUUCUGGGCUGACGGACGAAACGUAGAAACGAAGUCAAAACCGAGCCUCUCGUGAUCGGAAACCCAAAUCUCUAGGCACUCGCACACGGGAGACAUCACAUGAUUCAGCAGACUCAGUAACGGAGAAAACUCCAGCUCAAAAGAUGGUAAGAACACUCUCCUAUCUUAUUGUCUUACCCUGACCAUUUCCAGCGGCGGCUUGUGCAAAAUCGCGUUUCCCAGAGGAAUUUUCGGAAGCGCCAAGCAAACGAACGUCAGCGACUUGAAGACCAGGUGAAAAUGCUCAGUACCGAGUUACAUAAUCUCAGUGAUAUGUAUCAAGAUUUACUGGCACGGUACGAGCAGGCACAGCGCGAAAAUUCGUCGAGUAGUGAGCUGAUAGGGGGAUGGGCGGAUGGUGUUGGGACCUUGAACCAAUUUAACCUUGGAGUCCUUGAAUGAAUCAAUGACCAUGGUGAUUUGGAGUUCUGUAUAUUUUUAGAUUGGCGAUUUCGCGGAAAAAGGAAUGUUCUUUCGGCGAACUUAACUUAUGGUGUUGGAUACAGGAUGAAGGGGCAAAACUAGAGCUAAUCAUGGGAUGAUAAUAGGAAAAAUGGAAGUGACCAAGACUAGGGAACUCUUCCUGAGCGGGGAUAAUACAAUAAUCAAA